Lytechinus variegatus (green sea urchin) is the source of this 5544-nucleotide messenger RNA. RefSeq names its product probable aminopeptidase NPEPL1 (gene npepl1). Gene Ontology annotation, cellular component: cytoplasm. Gene Ontology annotation, biological process: proteolysis. NCBI's taxonomy places the organism in Eukaryota, Metazoa, Echinodermata, Echinoidea, Temnopleuroida, Toxopneustidae. The record is from RefSeq and is a predicted model, not a curated record. The transcript is spliced from 12 exons. The coding region runs from base 32 to 1606 and encodes 524 amino acids. Gene Ontology annotation, molecular function: manganese ion binding; metalloaminopeptidase activity.
AGAGAUACUCUCAUUGAAACUUUUUCGCAAUAUGGCAUCUGUGAAAUCAGAAAUGUUGCAGUUUUCUGCUACAAACACCACCUCAGAUCCCGCAGAUCGGUCUGUUUUGAUCGUUGGUCAGCUCCCAAACUUGACCAAAGUUCCCUAUGACACCGCAAAGACCAAAUUGCAGCCACGAGUCAAUGAAGAGUCCUACAGAAUGGCACUUGGCUGUCUUAGCCCAUCGCCAACAGAUACUGUCUCUCUGUGGUUCAACAAUGCAACGUUAGCUGCUCUACCAGUGAAAGCCAGUAGACACAAUACACCCUCCCGAUCUCACAUCCUCACCAAACUGGUCCGUAGCUGUCUCACUGGAAGUGGCAACGAAUGCAUUGUGGUUGCGUGUGAACAUGCCCAUGUCUUUGCGCUUGGUUGUGCCAUCGCAAGAGCAUUUCCCCUCUAUUCUCGUAAAGCAGGCUCCCAUAAGCAAGUCCAGCGUGUCAUCACCGUAGAAUUUGUCAUCACAGAUGAGAAUAAUUCCUCUUUAACCGAUGAAGAGGUUGGAACUCUAAACUUUACUGCUCAGUCUAUCCGGGAGUCGGCUCGUAUUGUAGACAUGCCCUGCAGUGAAAUGAACACAAUGCACUUUGUACAAGAAGUACAAAGAGUUGGACAAGGCCUUGGCAUCACCCCUCUCAUCAUCCAAGGAGAGGAGCUCCAACGUAAAGGAUUUGGAGGUAUCUAUGGUGUUGGUAAAGCUGCAGCCAAUCCACCAGCCUUUGCUGUUCUUAGCCACACCCCACCAAACGCCUCUCAGACCAUCGCUUGGGUUGGUAAAGGUAUUGUCUAUGAUACAGGUGGACUCUCUAUCAAGGGGAAGACUGCCAUGCCCGGUAUGAAGAGAGACUGUGGUGGGGCAGCGGCUAUUCUAGGUGCGUUCGAAGCAGCCGUUAAAGCAGGCUUUGAAGAAAAUCUUCAUGCUUUAUUCUGCCUUGCUGAGAAUGCUGUAGGGCCAGAUGCCACGAGACCAGAUGAUGUGCAUAUUAUGUACUCAGGAAGGUCAGUUGAAAUCAACAACACGGAUGCAGAAGGGAGAUUAGUACUAGCAGAUGGUGUAUCCUAUGCAGCAAGAGAUCUAAAGGCUGAUAUUAUCGUUGACAUGGCAACCCUGACCGGUGCCCAAGGAAUCUCAACAGGAAAGUACCACGCUGGACUCCUGACCAAUAAUGAAGACUGGGAGAUGGCAUCGGUGAAAGCAGGUCGUAACACUGGUGAUUUAGUGUUUCCCUUGGUGUAUUGUCCAGAGCUUCACUUCAGCGAGUUUGGCAGUGCAGUAGCCGACAUGAAGAACUCUGUUGCGGAUCGUGGCAAUGCACAGAGUUCUUGUGCAGGUCUCUUCAUCGGUUCUCAUAUCGGCUUUGACUUUGGGGGAGUUUGGAUACACUUUGACAUUGCCUCUCCCAGUUACUCGGGUGAGAGAGCAACAGGGUUUGGUGUAGGUCUACUGUUGGGUCUGUUCGGACGUGCCACUCAAUCCAAACUCCUUCAAUCCAUCUCACCAUGCGGCCUCAAUCAAGACGACGAAAUGAUGGUUGAAAGCGCCACCAAAAAGAUACGACUCAUAUGAAUGAUAAUCCUCUUUCUUUCUAUCUAGCAUUAGCUUAUGUUGUUAGUUGGUUGUCAAACAACACUGAUAAAUGAAAAAAAAUAACAUUGCAUUUUGUGAUACGAAUCUAUCCUUGGUACUUUGUAUGUAAUGUACCGAUUUAUAUAAUAUCAUUCAGUCAGUAUAGCAUAAAUCAGUGCUUUUCAACCAAUGAUCCACUGCUCAGAUUGUAAGCUUCUGCUGGUGGGUCAUUAAGGCACGGCCAACAAUAUAAGAUACAGGGUUUUUGAUUAUGUCUAAUGUCAAGCAACACAUUAGGUUAAAUUUGUACUUUUGACUGAAAUCAAUAGGAUAGAAUUCAGGGUGCUACUUAACUUUUUAGAAGCACUUGCCCAGUCGGGCAAGUAAAUUUUUAAAUAGUUCAAAUACACUUGCCCAAAAUUCUAUUUCACUUGCUCGAAAAAAUCAUUGAAAAAAAGAAGAAAGUGCUGCGGUUUUAUAAAUCAUUGACCUUUUUCUCUCUUUUGACAUGAACUGAUCUACCUUGUUAUUGCCAUGACCAAAAUUAGGGUCAGUAUCAUAUUAUGUUGACCCUAAUUUUCGCCAUUCUACUGUGAGAAUUUUGCUUGCCCAAUUCAGGCAAGUAGUUCUGGUCUUUACUUCAAAACACUUGCCCGGCUCUAACUUUUUCUUGCCCUGGGCAAUCGGGCAAGUGCUUAUGUAGCACCCUGAUAGAUGCAGUGCCACAGUGUAUUGAUUAUCAUCAAUGCAGUGUUCGUAUCUCUAAAAAAAUUAUUUAAACCUAUGCACGCUGAUGUUGCAAUUUUGCACAUUCCUACGAUUAAAUUCAACAAUAGUAAUGAUUAGCUUCCUCCCCUAACUUCAUAUUAGAGAAGCUAAUAAAUGGCAAAUGUUCUUGGACAACAUCUGUAUGACAAUCAUCAGGAUCAAUGGUUCAAAAUGGAAAUCUUGAUUCAAAGAAAAUAACAUGGAAACAAUUGUCAUUGUUAUUCCCUGAAAGUUAGUUCUGAAUGCAAAGAGUUAAAUCUAUAAUAACAAUAGUCAAUAAUUAUAUUAGUGAUAUAUUAGGACCUGUACCUGCCAGGUUCUGUACCUUGCGAUGCUUGCUCAUGAAAAUUAAUAGAAACAAAAUUAUAUAAAAAGUCUUAAACAAUAUUAGUAAGACAAAAAAAAAAAUUUAGUGAGAUCUUUCUAUAUGAAAUAUGUGAGGGGCAUGGUGGGGGAGUCCAUGUAUUAGUUCUCAGUUGUGAUUUUUUAAGUUGCCUCUUUUUUUGGGGGAAAAUGAGUUAUGGUUUGCAGCACAGCUACCCGAUCCAGCUUCCAUGUCAGGGGUCUAUUUGUAUGAAUAAUGCAAUAAUAAUUUGGUAUAUUUCACAUUAAGGUACUUUGCACCUUAUAGUGUGCAAUAUUUAUCAUCGAACGUAAGAAGUCUGUAUCCUUCGUCACAUAACUUGUUAUCAUAGAAAAGGUUAUCUGUAUUCUUGGUACCAGUAAAUCGCAAAAAGUAGUUUUCACUAUUCCAAUUCGUUACUGGAUUAGGGAAGAGCUGUGGUGUAGUGGUUCUGACUCUCGCCUUGUAAACAGAGGGUCGUGUGUUCAAAUCCCACCGGGGUCUCGCGUCCUUUGGCAGGGUGUUAAUCCACACUCUGCCACUCUCGACCCAGGUGCUAAAUGAGUACUCAGUAGGAUGCAAGAGUUAUUGUAUGUUUGAAUCUGUCAGCACCAUUUUGAGGCUGGGAUGAAUGCAAGGAAUGCUCCCCAGGGAGUGGAAAUUGUGCACUUUUCGUGCGAGAUUGAAAUGAAUCCAAUGACCGGGAUAAUAAUAUGCAGUAAAACCCUUUGAGCCAUUUUGGGAAAAGCACUGUAUAAAAACUUGCUAUUAUUAUUGUUAUAUGACUGCGUAUGUCUGAAAAUGGUAAUGAUGUGAAGACUAUAAAGUAGAUUUUGUGAUUUUACGUCAAAAUUUAUUCUUAAUUGUGUGUCUGACCAAAAUAAAAUAUUUGCAUAUUUGGAGUUGGGCUGUACAUGAAUAUAAAACCACUCUUCGAACACGAAAUGGGCUGAAAAUGUCUGGAUACAUGUAUAAUCUUUGUCUAGAGCAUUUUAAUAGUCUAUAAAUUUGCAAGGUAAGUGCUCAAAGCGCCGUUUACAAAGGAAAAUAAAGACAUUAGUAGGAGAGGGUGCGAGAUGCUGAAUAAUUAUAAAUUUGAAUUCUAGUAGUUGAAAAAAAAUUCAAUGGCCACAACACUUUGUAAGAUUGAAUGGUACUCGAGUGUUCUUCUCUAUAUUCAUGUUACACAUUGUUUAAUACUGUAGAGAAGAACUGGAUAUUUUGAAUUCUUAAUUUUUUGAAAAAUUUGCUCAUCUAAUUUCAUUUUUUUCUCUCAAAUGAUGUCCAAAGUAAACAAAUAAACCAUGAUUCAAAUGUUUAAUCUACUGUUUGGUCAGUGACGUAACCAUCAGACCAUCACCUGGUCCAUGGCUUAGUCAUGAUGGUAUGAGACCAAAUACCUCAUUACCUCUGAUUUUUAAUCCGACUUGCAUUCUUAAUCUGCCAUGGACAAAGGAAAGGAGUGUUAAAGGGUGUGACCUAUUUGCAUCACAGUCGUGCAACAGGAAUAAACAUACCUGUCUAAAUAACUCAAAAUGAGAGGGACCAACUGGUUAAGAGGCAUGUAUAUUGCUACAUUGCUUGAAUUUUGCAUUAUGCAUCUCUAGGUAUAUCAUAAUAACAUUGUCUUGCUCUCUUUUGGUGGAUCAUAAAGUUAAAAAGAUACAUAUUGCCCUCAUCUUGUCGUGUUGGUGCAAGAAUGCCCUUUCGCAAUGCCUUUAUGCAUGCUGCUAAGGGCAUUUUUGUGCAUGUGCGAUGUGCGAAAGUGUGGUGUUCAGGACGUUCUUGUACCGACACAACAAUCUAAUGGCCUGUGACAGUAUGAUUUUGUUUUGGGCAGUGACUCAUUUUAUGUUUUCCUCUAGCCCAGCUAAUAAUCGAGAGUCAAUAUAUUGAUCAAUGUAUUGGAGUUGUAUAUAUUUAGCCACAUCCUUACUAUAGUUAACAUAUCUUUUGUAUAUUAGUACUUACUUUUCUUUCUUGAAUGUGUAGAAAGAAGCUAUUUCCUCUAUAUUUUCUUAGCCAAGGUACUAUUCAAUGCAGUUUUUGUAUGGUUUUAAGAUUUUAUGCAGAUCUGGGUGUAUUGAACAAUGAAAUACAAAAGUGUAAAAUGCUAAUCCUUUAUUUUUUCUUGUUUUCUCACAAAGUAUGAGAGUUCUUAUAUUCAAACUUGAAUUCAAUACUCUACAUUAGUAUUGCAUAUUGAUGGGACAGACUUAAAUUUAACUUACAAGUAAUCCAACUUACCCAUGUUUGUACAAAGAGCAUACUCUGGUAUGAAAUACCCCCCUUAUUUCUCCUUUAUUCUUUAUUUAUUUUGGGGGAAAUGGAGAUUGAAAAUAAGUACCUUUUCGCAGUGAAUAUUUUUUUUGGGGGGGAGGAUGAUGAAUGGACAAAUUUUCAAAUAGAUUUUAAUAUUACUUUUCUGUAAAGUUAGCUUUCCAUAUCUACCAGUCAUUUUGUGAAAUAUGCUCUGUGUAAUUUUACGAAACACCAUUUAAAAAAAUCCUCUAUCACUGCUCAAAUAAAUUGGGACAAAGUGCUGUGUUUGAAAUUUCAAGUACAGUGUCAUUGUUUGUUGCUUUAUUGAAAACAUAGUUAUUAUACCUAUAUGAAUAAACAGGGACUGUGUUGUCAUACGAAAUUGGAAGUAGUAUACAUAUUGUGAGAAAGUUUUUAACUUUGAUAUGAAGAAGUACAUCAAAAAUAAGAAAUGAAACCAUGAAAGAAUAAUUGUGAUGAUCACAGUCAUUGUCAUUUGGGUGAUAUAUAAUUCAUUUUGAGAUGACGUUUGUGAAAAGAUUACAUUAAAUGUUGUCUCCACAUA